Messenger RNA from Aspergillus pseudotamarii, 531 nucleotides. RefSeq lists its product as uncharacterized. Lineage: Eukaryota; Fungi; Ascomycota; Eurotiomycetes; Eurotiales; Aspergillaceae. The transcript has a single exon. Bases 1 to 531 code for a protein of 176 amino acids. The record is from RefSeq and is a predicted model, not a curated record.
AUGGCUUCAUCAUCACUCAUACUGGACAACACGAAUCCUGACAAUACUACCAAAAUCCCAACCCCCACCGUGGCAGAUCUCAAAGACUCGUCAGCCUUUCCUAACCUCUGGUAUCGAAUACACGUUUUAAUCACCGCCCUCAAGAGCUUUGACAAACCCGCUUCCAAUAAACGGCUCGAGAAGAUCAUUGACCCUUGCUUCAUCGGCGAACCGUACUUCGCUCCGAAAGAAGCAGAUACAAUCAAGAAGACUAUCAUCAACGGCAAGGAGUUCUCAUGCUUCGUCGAAGAGGAACUGAGUAAGCGUUUCGAUCGACGCAACAAAGAACGUGUCGAAAGUGGCAAUUUUCGCAUUUGUGCUGCUCACGAUCUUGCUCCUAUAAUGCCACAGGCAUUGGGCAUCGACUUGAAGCAGUUAGAGAAGGAUAAAAGGUUUUCAAAUCUGGUUGGGGAAAAGGGACUACACCUGAGAGCAGAAAGCUGGGGUGGGUUAAGGAAGAAGUCAUUUUCUCCCAAGAAAAAGAAGCAUUGA